Mesitornis unicolor (brown roatelo) is the source of this 927-nucleotide messenger RNA. It is a transcript of the gene NOB1, whose product is annotated as NIN1/RPN12 binding protein 1 homolog (S. cerevisiae). Gene Ontology annotation, biological process: maturation of SSU-rRNA. NCBI's taxonomy places the organism in Eukaryota, Metazoa, Chordata, Aves, Mesitornithiformes, Mesitornithidae. The record is from RefSeq and is a predicted model, not a curated record. Gene Ontology annotation, molecular function: RNA endonuclease activity. Gene Ontology annotation, cellular component: preribosome, small subunit precursor.
GUAUGGCUCAGCUCCACCCCACAGCACCCUGAGGCCCCCCUGCACCUCGCCGGCUUCCACCUGCCCAGCAAGCACAGGCACCCGGGGAAGGGACAGCGUCCGCCCACCCCUGAGAGGAGCACGGCCUCGUCUGAGAGCGAUGAGUUUGGCUCCUUCCUGUACUGGCGAGCGCCCCUGCCCAGCAUCGAGGAGGAGCUGCAGGAGCUGCUGAAAGCUCAGGGCAUCUCUGUGAGCCCCAAGACCACUGAGGAGCACCAGAGCUGUGCUGAGGAAGAGGAGGACAAGGAGGAGAGCGACGACGAGGGCUGGAUCACACCCAGCAACCUGAAGCAGGCCCAGCAGGACAUGGGGUGCUGCGACACCGCUCCCGCUGGCGUCCAGGUCGGCUGCGUCACCACAGACUUUGCCAUGCAGAACGUGCUGCUGCAGAUGGGCCUGCAUGUGCUGGCGGUGAACGGCCGGCUGAUCCGCCAGGCCAGGAGCUACAUCCGGCGCUGCCACGGCUGCUUCAGGACCACGUCGGACAUGACCAAGGUUUUCUGUCCCCACUGUGGUAACAAGACCCUGAAGAAGGUUGCUGUGAGCGUCAGCGACGACGGGACCCUGCACAUGCAUUUCUCCCGCAACCCCAAGGUGCUGAACCCCCGAGGGCUCAGGUACCCGCUGCCAGCCCCCAAAGGGGGUAAGCACGCCAACAACCCCCAGCUGGUGGAGGACCAGCCCUUCCCACAGCAGCGCCUGUCCCGCAAGGCCAGGCAGAAGACCAACGUCUUCGACCCCGAUUACAUCGCGGGGGUCUCGCCCUUCGUGGAAAACGAUGUCUACAGCCGCGCUGCCAACCUGCAGAUCCGCGACGCCGCCCUGGGCGCGGGCAGGAGGCGCCUGAACCCCAACGCCGUCACGAAGAAGUUUGUGAAGAGGAGGUGA